This is a messenger RNA of Dictyostelium discoideum AX4, 2247 nucleotides long. Its product is annotated as WD40 repeat-containing protein. The transcript is spliced from 2 exons. The record is from RefSeq and is a predicted model, not a curated record. Lineage: Eukaryota; Evosea; Eumycetozoa; Dictyosteliales; Dictyosteliaceae. The coding region runs from base 1 to 2247 and encodes 748 amino acids.
AUGAGAGAUUCGAUAAGCCCACCUUCAUCUUCUUCAUCACCAUCAUCACCAUCCAUUCCAGUUGAAAUUUUAGCUACUCCACCUAGAAUUGGCCUAAGCAAUACAAAUAGUAAUAACAAUAAUAAUAAUAAUAAUAGUAGUAGUAAUCGUCUUUAUUCUCGUUUAACAAGUAAUAAUUUUUCAAAUAGUAAAAAGAAAUCAACUAGCUCUCCAACAUCACCAACUUUUUCAAAUUUUACAUCAAAAUUUUCAAAUUUUCUUAGUAUAAAAAAGAAUAGCAGUAGUAGUAAUAAUAGUAAUAAUAACAAUAAUAACAACAAUAGUUCUGGUAAUAUUUUAAGUAGUAGUCUUAAUAAUAGUAAUGGAGAUGAUAAUAAUAUUUUAAAUAUAGAGAAACUUUGUAUUGCAGAUAAUGAGGAUAGUAGCAUAAGUGAAGAAUAUGAUGAUUGUUAUGAUGGAUAUUCAAAUAAUAAUAAUAGUAAUAAUAUUAAUAAUACAGAUAGCGGAGAUGAAGAAUAUAUAAGUAACAAUAAUAAUAUUAAUAAUAAUAACAACAACAAUAAUAAUGAUAGUGGUUUUAACUUUUUUGAUUUACCAAUUGAAAUUAGAAUGCACAUUUUAUCAUUUUCAGACGCAGUAGACCUUUCAAAAACAUGUACAGUCUCUAAAUAUUGGAAAUCUAUGGUUGAUGAUGAACAACUUUGGAAUAAUUUAAAUAAAUCUAUUUUUGGUGAAAGUGCAAAAAAUGAAAUUUUUUGGAAAGGAACAGUUAUAAAAAAUUUAUUAAAAUUAAGAGAAUUUGGAGAAAAAGAUUCAGAUUUAAAAUUACUAUGGGCAUGUGAAAAUGGUCACGACCAAAUUUUACAAAGAUCAUUUGACAGCAAAAGAUCAAAUGUUGUUUCACCAGCAUUAUUACAUUUAAAUAAUGUUAAUAAUACUAAUAAUAAUACAAAUAUUAAUAUAAAUGUUCCAAUAAUUCAAAUAAAUCAAGUUUUAGAUGACUACCCACAACAACCACAACAACCACCACCACAACCACAACAAAAUGUAAAUAUUAAUAACAAUGAAGAAAAUGAAGAAGAUAGUGAAGAAGAAGAGGAAGAUGAAAAUAAUAACAAUAAUAAUGAACAACAAGAGCAAGAACAAGAACAAGAACAACAAAAUAAUCAUCAUCAUCACCACCAUCAUCAUCAUCAUCAACAACAACGUCGUAAUAAUAAUAAUAAUAAUAAUGAUAAUAAUAAUGAAGUUGAUUUAGAAAUGGAAGAUAUUGAUGUUGGUAAUACAUCAUCACCAAUAAUUAGUGAAUCAAAUGGUAUAUCAUUAAAAAAGAGAAAUAAAUUUUUAUUAAAAGCAUCAUAUAAAGGACAUCGUUCAGUGAUUGAAUGUUUGUUAAGAAAUGGUGCAGACAUUGAAACCAAUACACGUUCAGGCUUCACAGCAUUACAUAUGGCAUGCGGAAAAGGUCAUGUUGAAGCAGCCGAAUCUUUGAUAUUGGCAAAUGCAAAGAUUGAAUGUAAAAAUAAGAAUGGUUCAACACCUUUACAUACGGCCGCACAAAAAGGUCAUGUUAGAGUGGUGGAGCUAUUGAUUACUCAUGGUGCAAACAUUGAGGCAACCAAUAUCAAUGGCGUUACUCCAUUGAAUUCAGCGGCUCACAAUGGUCAUACAGAGGUGGUACGUUGUCUAUUGGAACAUAAUGCCAACAUGGAAGCUAUCAAUAAGAAUGGUAUCACUCCACUCUAUUCAGCAGCCCAUAGAGGUCAUUAUAAAGUGGUAGAGUGUUUAUUAGAGUACAAGGCAAAUAUUGAAGGUACCACAAAGAACCAUGGUGCAACACCACUCUAUAUAUCAGCACAAGAGGGUUACACUGAAAUCGUCAAUCUUUUAUUGGAGAAUCGUGCAAAUGUCGAAGCGAAAAUUAGAUCGGGUAUGAGAUGUGGUGCAACUCCACUCUAUACAGCUUGUCAUAGAGGUCAUGUUGAUAUCGUUGAAUUAUUACUCAAAUACAAAGCAAACACUCAAGUCACCGAUAGAAAUGGUUCAACUCCACUUCAUAAAGCUUCCUCCGAAGGUCAUGUCAGUGUUGUCGAAUGUUUGCUCAAUCAUAAUGCCGAUAUAAAAGCUAGAGCUCGUGAUGGUUUAUGUCCUUUAGAUGUCGCUCAUAAAAAUGUUAAAAAAAUAUUAAAACAAGCUGAUGUUGCCAGAGCUGGUUCAAAUAAUUCAAUGGAUUGUCAAAUUAUGUAA